AUGGAGCCCGUGGAACAUUCUGGAUCUGCAGGUGCGGGACGCCAUUGGACGCACGCGAGGCCUUUGGCUCUGGCUCUGGCCUGGCUGCUCAGCGGCUCGGCCCUCUCCGGCGUGUUUGGACUCACGGAGGAGGUGCGCCUGGUGGGCGGCGGCGGGCGCUGCGCCGGGCGGGUGGAGGUCCACCACGACGGCCAGUGGGGCACCGUGUGCGACGACGGCUGGGACCUGAACGACGCCCACGUGGUGUGCGCGCAGCUGGGCUGCGGCCGGGCCGUCAAGGCCACGGGCUCCGCUCACUUCGGGGAGGGGGCCGGGCCCAUCCUGAUGGACGACGUGAGCUGCAGCGGCGGGGAGCCCCACCUGAGGCAGUGCCGCUUCCACGGCUGGGGGAGGCACAACUGCAGGCACAGGGAGGACGCGGGCGUGGUCUGCACGGCCCAGGAGCAGCUGCGCCUGGUGGGCGGCGGCGGGCGCUGCGCCGGGCGGGUGGAGGUCCACCACGAUGGCCAGUGGGGCACCGUGUGCGACGACGGCUGGGACCUGAACGACGCCCACGUGGUGUGCGCGCAGCUGGGCUGCGGCCGGGCCGUCAACGCCACGGGCUCCGCUCACUUCGGGGAGGGGACCGGGCCCAUCCUGAUGGACGACGUGAGCUGCAGCGGCGGGGAGCCCCACCUGAGGCAGUGCCGCUUCCACGGCUGGGGGAGGCACAACUGCAGGCACAAGGAGGACGCGGGCGUGGUCUGCACGGGUCCCGGCUCCAGCCCCACCCUGAGCCCCCGCGGGAUUGUCGGUGAACGUGAACGCGGCUCCCCUCGGACGCCCUGGCUGCCGCCGCCUGCCUUCGGCCAGGGGCCGCCUUCCGCCGGGAGCCGGGGCCGCCUUCCUCCCGACGCCCGCCGGGGAAUCGGGCCGACGCUCGGGAGCCUGAGAUCCGAGGAUCAAGUGUGA
Messenger RNA from Perognathus longimembris pacificus (Pacific pocket mouse), 951 nucleotides. RefSeq names its product deleted in malignant brain tumors 1 protein-like. Gene Ontology annotation, cellular component: membrane. The record is from RefSeq and is a predicted model, not a curated record. The coding region runs from base 1 to 951 and encodes 316 amino acids. NCBI's taxonomy places the organism in Eukaryota, Metazoa, Chordata, Mammalia, Rodentia, Heteromyidae. The transcript is spliced from 6 exons.